Messenger RNA from Camellia sinensis, 531 nucleotides. The record is from RefSeq and is a predicted model, not a curated record. NCBI's taxonomy places the organism in Eukaryota, Viridiplantae, Streptophyta, Magnoliopsida, Ericales, Theaceae.
AUGAGCUCGGCUUCGCGCGGCAGCGGCCAGCUACUCGGAGGCUACUGGCGGGCUUGGGAGUUGUGGGUUUACGCCUACUUCCCUAGGCUCGCUCCUGUGCCAGUUGCGGAGACUUCUCUGGCCGUCCCGUUUUCGAGUCGCUUCGACGGGAGAUGCACCCGGCGACCACGGGAGACAUUCGGCUUCUUCCGCCGAUACUUUGACACCAUUACCCCUGCCGAGAUCACAUGGCGGCCGUGGGCUCCCUUGCCGGCGGCGAUGCGGGAUCGGUUCGCUGGUGCGGAGGAGACCUCGCGUUUUCGAAUCUUGCUUGAGGGCCCGGUCUGUCGGGCUUGGUACCUGGGGGAGCGUUUCCUACGCCAGACCCUGGGGUUACCUGAGCAGAUAGUCCCGGUUCACCCUCCUGCGGAUAUGAGGGAGACCGAGAGGCUCACCAGCGAGCAGAUGCAUGACUACACCAUUGGCUGGGAGGAGGCCAGCUUCAGAGGUACCGGAGACUAUCAGGAGUACGUGCGGACGUACCUGAUGUGA